AUGUCAGCCCCAGCGAAGAAAGCGGCGCCAAAGGCCAAGGCCUCACUCAUUGCGGCCGCCAACCAGCCUGAAGCCUCUUCAUCCAGCGCUCCAGUCCCGCCAACUCUCAACAGAGCUCCGACUGCAGCUUCGUCGUCCUCGGCGCCGCAGCGAGCGGGAACUGCUGCUUCAACGGCGAGCGGGUCCGGAUCUGCGAGAUCCACACCGGCAGAUGGUACCCUGGCGCCAAUAGCUACGGGCUCAAGGUUGAAGUUCAAGCCGAAGGUGCCUAUCAGGAAGGCCAAGAUAGAGCCCGAGGUCAAGCCUGAACCGGCAGCGGCACCUCCGCCGACCAGGGGUGGUGCACGAGGUGGACGAGGCGCACGCGGUGGUCCGGGUACUCGAGGUGGUCGCGGAGGACGAGGAGGUGCAGCCGCGCCCGGUCUGUCAAUCGCAUCAGGCAUCUUUGGUGGUCCUCGAAACAUCCCUUCGACUCGAGGCGGAAGCAACGCUGCUCCAACCCGCAUGUUCUUCGACGACGUCGCGGAUGUCUACUCGGACGACGAAGAGACCGGGACCAAAGCGGACAACAUCGUCGAUAUCAGUGCCGUGUCCGGACUCGGCGAGAGCGCGCCGACAUCCCUCAUCCGAGCCGGACGCGAGACGGGCAAAGGCAAGGAGGAAGAGGACGACAAGAAGCGGCGAAAGGACGAACGGGCGGCCAAGCGGGCCCAGGCGAGUCGGAAGGGCAAGGAACGGGCGUACGGGAAUGUCAAGAAUGAGGAUGUCAAGCCAGAGCCGGUCUCGCCUGUCAAGAGGGGGAUGGACUUGGACCUGGAUCUGGGUGACGACUUUGAUAUGGAGGAGAUGAUGAAUGCGGGCGUGAGGCCGCCGGUGGGGCUCAGGACGGACGAUCAUUUGAUGGAUGGGGAUCUGGACCAGGAUAGGGAUACACAAGGAAGGAGGCUGAAUGAGGCGGGGGAGGAGGUGAAUGAGGCGCAGAUGAUGGAUUUGAGCGAGAGUGAAGAGGAGGAAGAGGAGGAGAGUAUGGAGGGGGACUUUGUGCCUACACCAGGAUUUGACGACCCCAGCUCUAAACUAUACAUCUUUCAAUUCCCCAAUCUCUUCCCCAACUUCCUUCCUCGAGAUCCAGUCGACCUUACCGGCGACGGCGAUGUCAAGCCAGACGUAAAGCCUGAUCUCAAGCCGUCCGCGGCAGAUCUGCGAGCGGGCGCAAAGAAGAAGAAGGAGGCGGUCGUUCCAGAGGGGAGAGUGGGGAGUCUGGUGGUCAUGCGGAGUGGGAAGGUCAAGGUGGUCAUGGGGAAUGAGAUUGUUAUGAACAUUACGCCAGGCGUACCAUGUACCUUCCUGCAACACCUCGUCCACCUCGACACACCCAACAAAUCCGCCAAUGUCCUUGGCGAGAUCAACAAGCACUACGUCGUCACGCCCGAUAUCGAUCGACUGCUCAAGGAGCUCUGGCUGAAUGAUGGGGAAACACCAGGGGAGAAGGCCAAGGUGAGGGUUAAGGUCAAGGCGGAGAAGCUAGACGAUGGGUUGCAGCGGAUGGACGAUGAUUAG
Molecule: messenger RNA, 1560 nt
Organism: Dioszegia hungarica
Lineage: Eukaryota; Fungi; Basidiomycota; Tremellomycetes; Tremellales; Bulleribasidiaceae
Product: RNA polymerase III RPC4-domain-containing protein
Exons: 6
Coding region: 1-1560 (519 amino acids)
Biological process (GO): transcription by RNA polymerase III
Cellular component (GO): RNA polymerase III complex
Molecular function (GO): DNA binding
Source: RefSeq, a predicted model, not a curated record